Molecule: messenger RNA, 582 nt
Organism: Verticillium nonalfalfae
Lineage: Eukaryota; Fungi; Ascomycota; Sordariomycetes; Glomerellales; Plectosphaerellaceae
Gene: CDC42
Product: Rho GTPase
Exons: 4
Coding region: 1-582 (193 amino acids)
Biological process (GO): small GTPase-mediated signal transduction
Molecular function (GO): GTPase activity; GTP binding
Source: RefSeq, a predicted model, not a curated record
AUGGUCGUCGCAACUAUCAAGUGCGUCGUCGUCGGUGACGGUGCUGUCGGCAAGACUUGCCUCCUCAUCAGCUACACGACCAACAAGUUCCCCUCCGAAUAUGUCCCGACCGUCUUCGAUAACUAUGCCGUCACUGUCAUGAUCGGUGACGAGCCCUACACCCUCGGCCUCUUCGAUACCGCUGGUCAGGAAGAUUACGACAGGCUGCGACCCCUCUCCUACCCGCAAACCGACGUCUUCCUCGUGUGCUUCAGCGUCACCUCGCCGGCAUCAUUUGAGAACGUCCGCGAGAAGUGGUUCCCCGAGGUCCGCCACCACUGCCCCGGCGUCCCUUGCCUCAUCGUUGGUACACAGGCCGAUCUGCGCGAGGACGACAGCGUUCGUGAUAAGCUCGCGAAGCAGAAGAUGCGACCCGUGCGGAAAGAGGAUGCCGAUCAGAUGGUCAAGGAUCUCGGUGCGGUCAAGUACGUCGAGUGCAGCGCUCUGACGCAGUACAAGCUCAAGGAUGUGUUUGACGAGGCCAUCGUUGCGGCGCUGGAACCCCCCGUCGUCAAGAAGAAGUCCAAAUGUCUGCUGCUCUAG